Myotis daubentonii (Daubenton's bat) is the source of this 1875-nucleotide messenger RNA. It is a transcript of the gene HSF2BP, whose product is annotated as heat shock transcription factor 2 binding protein. The record is from RefSeq and is a predicted model, not a curated record. Lineage: Eukaryota; Metazoa; Chordata; Mammalia; Chiroptera; Vespertilionidae. Gene Ontology annotation, cellular component: cytosol.
UCUUGGGCCUGCUCCGCUCUUCCUCCCGCCUCUGCUCGGCUCCGAGCAACCUCGCCCCAGAGCGGCCUCCCUGGACCACCGCCUACGAUCUCCAUUUCCGUUACUUACACUACGAAGGCUCUGCUCGCCUGACCUCCCCGCCCCGGCUUUACGAGCACAAGUUCCUCUAGGGCAGGGCUGUCUUCUCCCCCGUCACCCCAGCUCCUGAAAGCACGGGUCUGAAGAUGGCACGAUUGCGUGAGGCGCCCAGCAGGAUGGAUCAGGCUGAGCCUGCUUAUGGGAACUAAAGAAGAGUUUGUUAAAGUCCGGAAGAAGGAUCUGGAACGGCUGACGACUGAAGUGAUGCAAAUACGGGACUUCCUACCCAGGAUACUAAAUGGGGAAGUACUGGAAAGCUUCCAGAAAUUAAAGAUUGUAGAAAAAAAUCUAGAAAGGAAGGAGCAAGAAUUAGAGCAACUGAGAAUGGAUUGUGAGCACUUUAAAGCACGCCUGGAGACUGUGCAAGCCGACAGCAUGAAAGAGAAGGAGGAGAAACUGGCUCUUCGCCAGCAGCUGAAUGAAGCGAAGCAGCAACUCCUGCAGCAGGCAGAGUAUUGCACAGAGAUGGGGGCAGCAGCCUGCACUCUGCUCUGGGGCGUCUCCAGCAGUGAGGAGGUCGUCAAAGCCAUUCUGGGAGGAGAUAAAGCUUUGAAGUUUUUCAACAUCACUGGUCAGACAAUGGAGAGUUUUGUGAAGUCACUGGAUGGGGAUGUCAAGGAGCUCGAUUCUGAUGAAAAUCAGUUUGUUUUUGCUUUGGCUGGAAUUGUGACAAAUGUUGCUGCCAUAGCGUGUGGUCGUGAAUUCCUGGUUAACUCCAGCCGGGUGCUCUUGGACACCAUACUGCAACUUCUGGGAGACUUGAAGCCAGGACAGUGCACCAAACUCAAAGUGCUAAUGCUGAUGUCCCUGUACAACGUGAGCAUCAAUUUGAAAGGCUUGAAGUACAUCAGUGAGAGCCCAGGGUUCAUCCCUUUGCUGUGGUGGCUUCUGAGUGAUCCAGACGCAGAGGUGUGUCUUCAUGUUUUGCGACUUGUCCAGUCAGUGGUUCUGGAGCCGGAAGUCUUCUCCAAGUUAGCCUCUGAGCUCCGGAGCUCCCUGCCCCUGCAGCGCAUCCUGGCCAUGUCCAAGAGCCGCAACCCCCGCCUGCAGGCCGUGGCCCAGGAGCUCCUGGACGACCUCCGAGCUCUGGAGUGUGAUGCGUAGGCAUGUCCCUCCUCCUUCCCAGGUCCCAACUUGGUGUUCUGAACCAUCACUGAGGGCCAUGUGUUAGAGAUGGCCAGAUGUUCUUGACUAGAGAUGGACGUGAAUGAAUAUGUAUCCACACACCUCCCCCUGGAAGUGAAGGUACUUGUGGGUGGUGAGUUAACCUUGCCAAGGGGAGCCCGAGAAAGAACCCAUCCUGUCGCAGCAGCCAUGUCAGCUGUGCUGGCUUCUUAGAGGGCUCCUGCUGCUCAGGGGACUUUCUGAGACCUGUGAGUCCCCCCAAAAUGGGAGAUGAAGUAACCACCAGCCCUGAGAUACAUUUAAUUGAAAAACAGUUCAUUCUUUCUCUAGUAAUUAUAACUAAUGCCCCAAAUGCAAGUUUACCUUUAAACUUUUGGUGACUUGCUAGUUCACAUGCCAUUGGACAUUUUAGUUCUAUAUUUUUGUGCCUCUUUUAUUUUUGAAUAAAGAAAGUCAGAAGAAUCAUUGAUGUGCUCCAACUAUUGUUUUUUGAAAUAUUACAAACUUGAAUUGGGAAGCUGUAUCUGACAAUGAUUGGUAGGAGAACUCUCCUUACAUUGUUCUGGGUCCUUUAUAAACUCAGAAUAGAGUCCACUGUUUCAUAUAACAAAU